Aphis gossypii (cotton aphid) is the source of this 3705-nucleotide messenger RNA. RefSeq names its product ankyrin-3-like. Gene Ontology annotation, molecular function: transmembrane transporter binding. The transcript has 22 exons. NCBI's taxonomy places the organism in Eukaryota, Metazoa, Arthropoda, Insecta, Hemiptera, Aphididae. The record is from RefSeq and is a predicted model, not a curated record. Gene Ontology annotation, cellular component: synapse; axon initial segment; membrane. Gene Ontology annotation, biological process: neuronal action potential; negative regulation of delayed rectifier potassium channel activity.
GGCGAUAAGCUCGAAGGGGCCAGUUUAGUAUCGGUGCCGUACGCGGCAACACCGGCACAUAAAUGGCGUAAUUUUGACACUAUUUACUUGUUCUUAUAUUAUUAAUAUAGUUGAAUUAAAACAAUUCGUUAAGUAGUUAAGCACCGUGGUCCGCGGCGUGGGUGGACAUGGUCACCGAAACCGGACAAGCGGAGGGGAAUACCUCUUCGUUUUUAAGAGCGGCACGAUCUGGGAACCUUGAUAAAGUUAUUGAACACUUGAAAAAUAAAAUCGAUAUAAAUACAUCAAAUUCUAACGGUUUGAAUGCUCUGCAUUUGGCUUCAAAAGAUGGACAUUUGGAAAUCGUAAAAGAGUUAUUGAAAAGGGGUGCUAACGUAAACUCGGCAACAAAAAAAGGAAAUACUGCACUUCAUAUUGCUUCUUUAGCGGGGCAAUAUGAUGUGGUGGUCACUCUCGUGGAACAUGGCGCAUUGGUCAAUGUGCAAAGUCAAAAUGGUUUCACCCCUUUGUACAUGGCUGCGCAAGAAAAUCAUGACAGAGUUGUUAAGUAUUUGUUAGCAAAUGGGGCCAAUCAAAAUCUGGCAACUGAGGAUGGAUUUACACCAUGCGCUGUUGCCAUGCAGCAAGGUCAUGAAAAGGUAGUAACUGUGUUAUUAGAAAAUGAUACCAAAGGUAAAGUGCGUCUCCCAGCACUGCAUAUUGCUGCAAAAAAAGACGAUUGCAAGGCCGCAGAUUUACUUCUUCAAAAUGAUCAUAAUCCAGAUGUAACAUCCAAGAGUGGAUUUACUCCAUUACACAUUGCUUCGCAUUAUGGAAACGAUGGUAUUGCUAAACUGCUCCUAGCUAAAGGUGCUGAUGUCAACUACUCUGCUAAACACAAUAUAACUCCUUUACACGUGGCAGCGAAAUGGGGUAAAAGUAACAUGGUAUCUUUGUUGCUCGAAAGUGGUGCAAAUAUUGAAGCUAAAACUAGAGAUGGUUUAACAGCUUUACAUUGCGCUGCAAGAUCCGGACACGAUCAAGUUAUUGAUAUGCUUUUACAAAGAAAUGCUCCAAUUAGUUCAAAAACUAAGAACGGUUUGGCAGCAUUGCACAUGGCAGCACAAGGAGAUCACGUGGAAGCCGCUAAAGUGUUAUUGUCCAAUAAUGCUCCCGUCGACGAUGUGACUGUAGAUUAUCUGACCGGUCUUCACGUGGCCGCCCACUGCGGACACAUCCGUGUGGCUAAACUCUUAUUGGAGAAACAUGCGGAUCCUGAUGCCAGAGCAUUGAACGGUUUUACGCCGUUGCAUAUCGCAUGCAAGAAAAAUCGUAUCAAAGUUGUGGAAUUGCUACUCAAGUACAACGCGAGCUUGGAAGCGACUACAGAAUCUGGCCUUACUCCGUUGCACGUCGCCAGUUUCAUGGGCUGUAUGAACAUCGUGAUAUUCUUGUUGCAACAUGAGGCCAAUCCAGAUCUGCCGACUGUGAGAGGAGAAACGCCAUUGCAUCUUGCUGCCAGAGCCAACCAGACAGACAUCAUACGGAUAUUGCUCCGUAACGGAGCUCAAGUGGAUGCCAGGGCUAGAGAGAAACAAACACCGCUUCACAUAGCUUCCAGGUUGGGUAACGUGGACAUCGUAAUGUUGCUGUUAGCACACGGCGCAGCAGUCGACUCGACCACUAAAGAUCUAUACACCGCUCUACAUAUUGCCUCUAAAGAGGGUCAGGAGGAGGUUGCAUCAGUGUUGUUGGAGAAUGAAGCCUCAGUGACAGCAACUACUAAAAAAGGGUUUACUCCACUACAUUUGGCAUCAAAGUAUGGCAACAUUAAAGUCACCAAGUUGUUGUUACAAAAACAAGCUCCAGUUGAUGCACAAGGAAAGAACGGCGUAACACCUUUACACGUAGCAAGCCAUUAUGACAAUCAAGCUGUUGCAUUAAUGUUACUUGAUAAACAGGCUUCACCUCAUGCCACAGCAAAGAAUGGCCAUACACCACUUCAUAUAGCGGCAAAAAAGAAUCAGAUGGAUAUUGCAGUGACAUUAUUAGAUUACGGUGCAAAAGCAAAUGCCGAGUCAAAAGCAGGAUUUACUCCUCUUCAUCUUAGUUCUCAGGAAGGUAAUGUUGAGAUGACCAAUUUACUUUUGAAUCACAACGCCGAUCCUAAUUAUAAAUCAAAGAAUGGUUUAACACCAAUGCAUCUCACCGCACAAGAAGACAAACAUAAAGUAGCUGUUGUAUUGGAUAAUUACCAUGCAGACAUUAAUCCGGAAACCAAAGCUGGAUUUACCCCAUUACACGUCGCUUGUCAUUUUGGUCAAUUAAAUAUGGUUCGAUUCCUAACUGCUCGUCAAGGAGUUAAUAUUAACGCGACUACAGCUUCGGGAUAUACACCACUUCACCAAGCAUCUCAACAAGGCCAUUCUACCAUUGUAAGCCAUUUAUUGGAUAAGGAGCUGAUCCAAAUUUAUUGACAAGUGUAACAAGGACAAACAGCUCUAUCAAUUUCUCAGAAAUUAGGUUACAUAAGUGUAGUAGAAGCUUUGAAAAAUGUUACCAAAGCAGUACCUUCAUCAACUUCGGACGAAAAAUACAAAGUAAUUUCUCCAGAAACUAUGCAAGAAACAUUUAUGUCAGAUUCAGAAGAUGAAGGAGGUGAAGAGACAAUGAUAAACGAACAGUCAUACAGGUAUUUAACAGGAGAGGAAAUGAAGGGUUUCGGUGACGAAUCAGCUCCCAUUGAUGUCACACGAGACGAGAGAUGUGACGUGAAUACUGUACCCCCCACAUCCAUCGACGAAGCUAUCAGUCCACAGACCGUCUAUGACAGUUACAGCGGUCCUGUGGAUAACGUCGACAUCGUUAAAUAUCCACCUCACGUUGGACGUUUGCAAUGGAAAACGUUUUUGGUUAGCUUCUUGGUGGACGCUCGAGGCGGAGCGAUGCGCGGAUGCCGGCACAGUGGUGUCCGCGUAAUCGUACCACCCCGACGAGCAUCCAUGCCUACACGAGUGACUUGCCGAUAUUUAAGACGUGAAAAAUUGGUGCACCCACCACCGUUGAUGGAAGGCGAAUCGUUAGCCAGCAGAAUACUCGAACUCGGUCCCGUGGGAGCUAAGUUUUUAGGGCCUGUCAUGAUUGAAGUACCGAAUUUCGGAUCACUCCGUGGUUCUGAAAGAGAAAUCGUUGUUCUCAGAUCGGAAAAUGGUGAGACGUGGAGGGAACACACAGUUGAAGUGACCGACGAGGUCGUCAAAGACAUACUCGGAGCGAACUUUGAAAAAGAAGACCGCGACCCGUGGCAUUCCGGUAACCGUCUGACGCGGAUUGUGACGACAGAAUUUCCGCAUUAUUUUGCCAUCGUGUCCAGAGUCAAGCAAGAAGUGCAUGCCAUCGGACCGGAGGGCGGCAUGGUCUCGUCGACGGUGGUGCCACAGGUGCAGGCGGUAUUCCCGCAGGGAGCGCUCACCAAGCGCAUUAAAGUCGGCCUUCAGGUAAACUUGUUUAAACCGCGAAGAAAUGUGGCCAGCACGUGCCUAAAGAAAAUCUCCGUUAACCAUGUGCCGAAAAAAAAACGGUUCUCGUUAAUGUGGUGAAUACAUCCCUGACGCAAUUAUUUCGGUGGCGGUGGUGGUUGUGUCUCGUCUUGAAAAAAAAAAAUGAAAAAAACGAGGAAUUUACACAAGACCUUACAUAUUUUUUUUUUUUACCCAACGCUUCAAA